Plasmodium gallinaceum is the source of this 447-nucleotide messenger RNA. RefSeq names its product bis(5'-nucleosyl)-tetraphosphatase [asymmetrical], putative. Gene Ontology annotation, biological process: AMP biosynthetic process; ATP biosynthetic process. The transcript has 5 exons. NCBI's taxonomy places the organism in Eukaryota, Apicomplexa, Aconoidasida, Haemosporida, Plasmodiidae. The coding region runs from base 1 to 447 and encodes 148 amino acids. The record is from RefSeq and is a predicted model, not a curated record. Gene Ontology annotation, molecular function: bis(5'-nucleosyl)-tetraphosphatase (asymmetrical) activity.
AUGAAAAAAAAUAAAACCUUUGGAAUAUUAAUAUAUAGAGUUGAAUAUAAUAAUAGUAAAAAUGUUUUGAAUAAUAAAUCAAAAAUUGAGUUUUUAUUUUUAAAAGCAUCAUAUGAAUUUUUAUUUUAUAAAGGAUUGCAUGAAGAAAACGAAAAUGGAUUAGAGACGGCUAUGAGAGAAACAUUCGAAGAAACUGGUUUAAAUAAGGAUAAAUAUAAAUUACUAAAUUUUGAAAAAACUUUAAUAUAUAAUGUUAAAGAUAAAACGAAAGAAACUACCUAUUAUUUAGCUGGUUUAUUAAAUAAUGAUGAAAAUAUUAAAUUAUCAGAUGAACAUACUGAUUUUAAAUGGAUACAUAGUAAUGAAUCAGAUGUGUAUUCUCUUCCUGAUUCUUUUGCAGAAUUAAUGAAAAGUGCUGAAGAGUUCAUUAGAAAAAUAGGAAAAUAA